AUGCAACGUAGGACAAUCCGUCGAAUGGUUCUGAAGUCUCUAUUUCGUAUAGCCAAGCUGCUAUGCCUCUCUCUCUCUCUCUCUCUCUUUAUACCUCACCUUCUUCCCCCUCUAUUAGAGGAAUCAUUCACAAGUUUCACUGUAUUUAUAUCACCUCUUCUUUUAUUUAUACAUUCUACCAAUUUUUCCAAUUCUCUCUCUUCCCCUUUCUUUCUCUUUAUCUCUUUCGCUUUCACUCCCUCUUUUUUCUCUCUUACUUUCCCACCUCUCUCUUUAUCUCUCUUCUUCUCUCUCUUUUUACCUUUCCGUCUCUCCUCUCGCUUCUCUCUCUUUCUUAAUCUAUACCCCCUCUCUCUUUCUAUAUCUUCCUAUCUCUCUGCAUCCCCCCUCUCUCUCUUUAUAUAUCCCAGUUACCUCUUAAUCUAUCUAUCUAUCUAUCUAUCUAUCUAUCUAUCUAUCUAUCUAUCUCAGUCUGUUCAUAUCUAUCUAUCUAUCUAUCUAUCUAUCUAUCUAUCUAUCUAUAACGUAGAUAUGCUUGCUUAUCUGUUCUUUUCUUUAUCUAUCUAUCUAUCUAUCUAUCUAUCUAUCUAUCUAUCUAUCUAUCUAUCUAUCUAUCUAUCUCUUGCUCUCUCUCUCUAUAUAUAUAAGUCAGUCUGUUCAUCAUCUAUCUAUCUAUCUAUCUAUCUAUCUAUCUAUCUAUCUAUCUAUCUAUAA
Messenger RNA from Acanthosepion pharaonis, 714 nucleotides. The record is from the annotation of a GenBank genome assembly. Lineage: Eukaryota; Metazoa; Mollusca; Cephalopoda; Sepiida; Sepiidae.